Molecule: messenger RNA, 3113 nt
Organism: Artibeus jamaicensis (Jamaican fruit-eating bat)
Lineage: Eukaryota; Metazoa; Chordata; Mammalia; Chiroptera; Phyllostomidae
Gene: CCNJL
Product: cyclin J like
Exons: 6
Coding region: 316-1521 (401 amino acids)
Biological process (GO): mitotic cell cycle phase transition; regulation of cyclin-dependent protein serine/threonine kinase activity
Cellular component (GO): cytoplasm; nucleus; cyclin-dependent protein kinase holoenzyme complex
Molecular function (GO): cyclin-dependent protein serine/threonine kinase regulator activity
Source: RefSeq, a predicted model, not a curated record
CUGGCAGCGCAUGCGCGAGGCCCGGCCCCCAAUUCCCUUAGCGAGAGGGGGAGGCCCCCGGCGGCCCGGAGGCAGCGAGCCGUGGCGGCACCCGAGCGCAUUCUGGGGCGCGGCGGCGCGGGGGCGAGCCCGGCUGCGGAGGCUGCCGUCGGUAGCGUGGAGCGCAGGGCGCGAGGGCUCAGCAGCGUGCGUGCACCCGAGGGCCCGCCUCGGUUCUGGGAGAGGCUAGGUGCCCACAGCCCCCCACGCCCGGAGAGGAAUGAGGUGCGCCCUGAGAGCCCGGUAGCCUCGGAUCGCGGCGCUGCAGACGCGGUGAUGGAUGAGCCUUGGUGGGAAGGGCGCGUCGCCUCGGACGUCCACUGCACCCUGCGCGAGAAGGAACUGAAGCUGCCAACCUUCCGAGCCCACUCGCCGCUCCUGAAGAGCCGCCGGUUCUUUGUGGACAUCUUGACCCUGCUGAGCAGCCACUGCCAGCUCUGCCCCGCGGCCCGGCACCUGGCCGUCUACCUGCUGGACCACUUCCUGGAUCGCUACAACAUCACCAGCUCCAAGCAGCUGUACGCCGCCGCGGUCUCCUGCCUCCUGCUCGCAAGUACGUGGAACCCGCUUCCUCCCCUGGGCUGCCUCCUCCUCGGUAAAUUUGAGGAUAGGGAAGACCACGUACCCAAGCUGGAGCAGAUAAACAGUACGAGGAUCCUGAGCAGCCAGAACUUCACCCUCACCAAGAAGGAGCUCCUGAGCACGGAGCUGCUGCUCCUGGAGGCCUUCAGCUGGAACCUCUGCCUGCCCACACCUGCCCACUUCCUGGACUACUACCUCUUGGCCUCCGUCAGCCAGAAGGACCAGCACUGCCACAGCUGGCCCACCACCUGCCCCCGCAAGACCAAAGAGUGCCUCAAGGAGUACGCCCACUACUUCCUGGAGGUCACCCUGCAAGAUCAUAUUUUCUACAAAUUCCAGCCUUCUGUGGUCGCUGCGGCCUGCGUUGGAGCCUCUAGAAUUUGCCUUCAGCUUUCUCCCUACUGGACCAGAGACCUGCAGAGGAUCUCAAACUACUCCCUGGAACAUCUCAGCACCUGCAUCGAGAUCCUGCUGGUAGCUUAUGACAAUGUCCUCAAGGAUGCCGUCACAGUCAAGAGCCAGGCUUUGGCGAUGGUGCCCGGCACGUCCCCAGCCCCCACCCAGAUGCUGUUCCAGCCACCCACCUACCCCACCCUCAGCCAGCCAACGCCGGCGGCCCUGGGACAAUUCCAGAGCCCCGUGCAGGACCUGUGUCUGGCCUAUCGGGACUCACUGCAGGCCCACUGUUCGGGGAGCCUGCUCUCAGGAGGCACGGGCUCAUCCGUCCACACCCCGUAUCCCUCCCUCCAGCCCCUGGACAUGUGCCCCGUGCCCCUCCCCACGUCCCUCAGCAUGCAGAUGGCCAUUGCAGCCGAGCCCCGGCACUGCCUCGCCACCACCUACAGAAGCAGCUACUUCAGCGGGAGUCACACGUUCCCUGCGGGCUGUUUUGACAGAUAGGGCCCUGUUGGCCCACCUGGGGAGGCCUUGGGGACCCAGGCAGAGGAAGAGGAUGCUGACGAGGGGGGCUCAGCAGAACAAGGCGACUGGGAGACCAUCCCUGCAGAGCCUCAUUGCCCUGGAGUGGAGAGGGUCUGUGUUCUUUUUAAAUAAAACGGACCCGGAGCAAAACAGUCAGUGAGAUACCUCACCCAAGAGCAUCCCUCUGGAAAACUUCUUCCACACAUGCCUGUGGUGCAGGGGGAUGGCCUGGUGGCCGUCCCCUGGGGCAGGGGCCUGGAGAAUCGAGAAACACCUGGUGAGAGGCCAGGAGACUGGGAGCUGAUGCAGACGCCGUCUGCAGACUCACGUCCGGUGUUCAGCAUCAAAGACUCCCUUUAUUCUUUGCGCAUGGCAGCUACACCACUGAAGAGCAAGGGGCAUCCGGACGUGUUCUCAGGACCUCGAUGGAUAGGGUGGGGGCCUGUGCGGGUGGGGCCUGCACGUCUGCCCUCUGAGGCCCAGUGGACAGCUGUGUUGCCUUUACUGUCGACCCCCCCCCUUAGACGUUUCACGUGCUGCUGCUUCCCGAAGUGACCUAGCCCUCUGUUCAGUAGGAAGUCUUGUUUACAUACUGUAUCAGGGAUUUCGUGAUACUUGAAAGCUCCUUUGGAGAAAAACGAUGUUGGUUGCCAGCCUGCCUGUCCCAUGCGCGGGCUGUAGGUUUGUAUCCCGGCUUGUGACUGACCAGUGGGGUCACAGCUCCCUUUUCAAAAGCGUGCAGUUGGGGAGAACCACUUUCCAGUCCCUGGAUUCCAGAAGAUUCCACAUUUUGGAUGCUGUGUUCACCUGUAGGACCAGAGGUAAAAGGUUGUUGAAGGGUAGAGAGAGGUUCUGCCUCCUCUGCCUGCUUCUAGUGCUUGAGUUUAAAGCCAGGCUCCGUGUUGAGUUUGGCUGCUAGCAAAGGGUAAUCAUGUGGAAUGUGUGCCUAAGGCCCGUUGGAUUUGGGGAGGUGGGUGUAUAGUGUAUAUGCCACCACCAGCGACAGGCAAGCAAUCGUUCGGAUCAAAAGCCAGUAUUUGGGUUUCUGCAGCGAGGGGGCUCUCAGGACCACUUGGGGGGCCAUGUGCAAUAUGUUCUUAUCCCGACUCGCGGCCUGUGCUCAAGUGUGUGUUUUUUUUGGUUGGAUUGGGGACACAUUCACCCACAAAACUGAGAGGUGCAAAGAUCCACGAAAGCAUUUUUCCCUAUGCUUAUUUUUUAAGAAGAACCCACGUUGGUUUUGUUGACUCACUUGCCUGUCCGGGAGACCGGCGGAUGGCUGCCUGCAGCAGUGGCAUGCUACUGAGUCGGGCCUGACGGUGACAGUCCCCGCAGGAGAAAGUCCCCGCGUGGGAGCAGAAGAGACUGGGUGUGGGUACGGCACUGCCACUGGGUCACACUCACAUAGGAAACUGCACGUUCGUUUGUUUUUCUCUUUUUCCUUUGCUCACCUCCUAUUUAUAUACAACUGCUUUGGAUUUCAUGUUAUUGUGUCUGCUUGUUCUGUGGCUGGGGGCUUGUGAGGGGCCCCCAGUAAAAGGUGUCCCUUAAUAAACAUGUCACCGGCUGUA